Messenger RNA from Athene cunicularia (burrowing owl), 4222 nucleotides. It is a transcript of the gene THAP12, whose product is annotated as THAP domain containing 12. The transcript is spliced from 5 exons. NCBI's taxonomy places the organism in Eukaryota, Metazoa, Chordata, Aves, Strigiformes, Strigidae. The record is from RefSeq and is a predicted model, not a curated record. Bases 491 to 2599 code for a protein of 702 amino acids. Gene Ontology annotation, molecular function: protein dimerization activity.
UAGAGGUGUGGGGCAGCUGGAGGGGUGCAGGAGCAAUGGGGUGAGGCAGGGGAGCCUGUGCAUCGUGGGGAGCCUGUGCAGGGCCAGCGCUGGUUCAGGCAGUGGAAGUCUGUCAGUCGUGCUCUGUGUGUUGAGGUGACAUAGUGCUGGAUUACGAGGGGUGUGUGUGACAAAUAGGACACUGGUGUGUGAGCCAGUGCAGGCAGGACACACAAACAACCACAAAACCACAGAUAAAAUGCAAAGAGUAAAUUUAUCCCCGUUAUCUUUGACCUGGCGGAUCUCCACAGCAGCACCUGGGCAGAGGCACGCUAGCAGGGACUCAGGUCCUUGAGAGUCCGGAAAAGGAGAUUAAAAAAGGUCUUGGGCUUGCUGCUUUUACCUAUGUCAAAGAUGGGUAGAGAACUGUCGAAGGGCAGAUUUAGAAGAUAAAACUCCAGAUCAACUCAACAAGCAUUACAGAUUGUGCGCUAAACAUUUUGAGACUUCUAUGAUAUGUAGAAGUAGCCCUUACAGAACAGUUUUACGGGAUAAUGCUGUGCCAACGAUAUUUGAUCUUACAAGUCACUUGAACAAUCCCCACAGCAGACAUAGAAAAAGGAUAAAAGAAUUGAGUGAAGAUGAAAUAAGAACACUGAAGCAACAAAAGAUUGAGGAAGCUUUUGAACGGGAACAGGCAACUCAAGAACUGAAUGAAAGCAAUGAACGAAAUACUGUCUCAGAGGAAGGAGGGGAAGAACAAGAGGAAGAAGCAGUCCCCUUAACACUGGAGGAAAGAGAAAACAAAGAUUACCUUAAAUCUCUCUUCGAAAUUUUGAUCCUGAUGGGGAAACAAAAUAUUCCUUUGGAUGGCCAUAGUGUUGUUGAGCUUCCAGAAGGUAUUUUUACUUCAGACAACUUUCAGGCUCUACUGGAAUAUAGAAUAAAUGCUGGAGAUGAAGUUCUGAGGAAACGAUUUGAGAUGACUGCAGUCAACCUUGAGUACUGUUCAAAAACUCAGCAGAAACAAAUGCUUGAGAUCUGUGAAAGCUGUGUUAGAGAGGAGACGCUGAGGGAAGUAAGAGACUCGCACUUCUUUUCUAUUGUCACUGAUGAAGUAGUAGACAUAGCAGGAGAGGAGCAUUUGCCGGUGUUGGUGAGAUUUGUUGAUGAUUCUCAUAAUCUGAGAGAAGAAUUCAUAGGGUUUUUACCGUAUGAGGCUGAUCCUGAAAUUCUAGCUGUUAAAUUCCACACAACUAUUACUGAAAAGUGGGGUCUAAACAUGGAGUACUGUCGAGGUCAAGCCUACAUUGUCUCCAGUGGGUUUGCUUCUAAAAUGAAAGUUGUGGCUACAAGACUCUUGGAAAAGUAUCCCCAAGCUGUGUAUACGCUGUGUUCCUCUUGUGCCUUAAACGUUUGGCUGGCAAAAUCUGUCCCUGUUGUUGGUGUUUCUAUUGCAUUAGGAACAAUCGAAGAAGUCUGCUGUCUUUUUAAUCAGUCUCCGCAAUUACAAGAAGAACUGGACAACAUGAUUUCUGUCCUUUUUCAGAACAAUAAGGAGAAGGCUAGCGAGCUGAAGGAGAUCUGCCGUUCUCAGUGGACAGGCAGGCAUGAUACUUUUGAGGUUUUAGUGGACCUCAUGCAAGCGUUGGUCCUAUGCUUGGAUGCGGUAAGCAGCGACUCAUCUGUCAGGUGGAACAACUUUAUUGCUGGUCGAGCAUUUGUUCUUUCAAGUGCAUUAACAGAUUUUGACUUCAUUGUCACCAUUGUAAUUCUGAAAAAUGUGCUGUCUUUUACAAGAGCAUUUGGAAAAAAUCUCCAAGGACAAACAUCAGAUGUGUUCUUUGCAGCUGGCAGCUUAACAGCAGUGUUGCAUUCUCUGAAUGAAGUGAUGGAGAAUAUUGAAGUUUACCAUGAAUUUUGGUUUGAGGAAGCAACAAAUUUGGCUACAAAACUGGAUGUACAAAUUAAACUCCCAGGAAAAUUUCGCAGGGCACAGCAGGGGAACUUGGAUUCUGAGGUAACGUCAGAAAACUACUACAAAGAAAUCCUUAGUGUCCCCACAGUGGAGCAUAUAAUUCAAGAAUUAAAAGAUAUAUUCUCAGAACAACAUUUAAAAGCUCUUAAGUGUUUAUCAUUGGUGCCCUCAGUCAUGGGGCAACUCAAAUUCAAUACAUCUGAGGAGCAUCACGCUGACAUGUAUAAAAAUGACUUGCCUAAUCCAGACACGCUUUCUGCUGAGCUUCAUUGUUGGAGAAUAAAGUGGAAGCACAGAGGAAAAGAUAUUGAACUUCCAGCUACUAUUUAUGAAGCACUUCACUUGCCCGACAUAAAGUUUUUCCCUAAUGUUUAUGCCUUGCUUAAAGUCUUGUGCAUACUUCCAGUGAUGAAGGUGGAGAAUGAAAAAUAUGAAAUUGGACGAAAGCGCUUAAAAGCAUACCUGAAAAACACCUUGACAGAGCAAAGGUCAAGCAACCUAGCUCUGCUGAACAUAAACUUUGAUAUAAAACAUGACCUAGAUUUAAUGGUGGACACCUACAUUAAACUCUAUCCAGGUAAAGUGGAAUUUCAAGAGGACUUUAUUCCUUCAAACAACUCCGAAGUAACAGAAGAUGCUUAAUUUUGUUAAGCUCUAACCAAUCUGUUGAAACAGGUUUUUUUCUUAUGCAGGUUUCAACGCUGAGGAAAAAAAAAACUGUGAAAUCUAAAAAAUGACUGCGAUUUUAUUUCUAUUUUAGGUCUCAGACUGAAGAAGCUGUGGUCAGCAACCCAAAUUAUGUUUUGUUAGUCUGCAUUAAAUGUGUUACGCGAACAAAACCAGGCCUGAAAAGAAGCUCGUGCUCUUGGCAGAGGUGCUUGUAUGUCUGAUUGACUUUAGGUGCUCACUUAUUUUAUGGCAUCUUGGAAAAAAGUACAUUGUGAUUGUAGAUCUGAUGGGGCUGUUACGUAUUCGCUCAUGAAUUAAGAUAAGAAAAAGCAUCAAAUGUUAAAGAGAUUAUAAUGAAUUUUGGUUCUGUUACAUAGGGUUUUAUUCUUUUUGAAAACUUUAAAAAAAAAAAAAAAAAGUAUUUGAUGUAUAUUUAAUUGGCAUUUUGGAGAGUGCACUCGGCUAUUGCACGAUCCCGGUGCUGUGGACUGUUCUAGGUGUAAAGUGAAUGUUAGUGAUCCAGAGGUACGUUUACAGUUUCAUGAAAGAGUCAGCCUCUUUAAUCUCUCAGUGACUGUUUACAUUCCUUUGUGUGAGACACAACUUUUUUUUUUCCCUUUAGGCUUUUAACAAGCAUGGCAGUAAUACUGAAGUUCUUAAAAGACACUAAAAUCUUAAAAUUUAUUUCGCAAACAGUUAAAUCUGUUCUAUCCUGACUCUGACAAAAUCCCAUGCAUCUUAUUGUCUAUUUGUAAACUCAUGCAGGAAGGAUUAAAAUAAGAGUUUGUUUGUCUAGAAGCAAGAUUGCAAAUAUCGCUGUUAUUUUUGGCAAGAAUGAAAACAUUUUUGUACAGUUUAUUGCAAUUUAAAAUAAAAUGUGAAUUGCUUUUUACAUAGCAUUGAAUUUUGUAGUAAAGCUGUGCCUCUCUCAGAGUGUGUAUUCUUUUGCAAGGUACCUUUUAGUUUUGACAAUUUUUUUCUCUGUUGUUUUGGCAAUUCUAGUGAGUGACAUUGUCUUAAGACCUGGGAAACUGUGUAAUAGCACUUCUGAUCUGUAUGUUCUGCUGAAGUUGGUUUUUUUUUUUAAGUAUUUUGAGACAGCACUAAAUACAGUGCUUUUAGUUGUGGAAGGUUCUAACUGAAACAGGUGGAAAUAGAUGAAAUUUUGAAUGGUUGAAAAGUCUUGCAGCUCUCCUGAUGCAUGCCAGUUUUAUAACUUGUCCUUUUAUGUACAGUUGCUGUGGGAAAGGCCCCCAGCAACAGAAAAUUGAAUAGAGACUGUGAUAAAUACAGCUCUUAUUUUUUGACUGCAUUAAAACAUUAAGAAUGAAUUUGAAAAAAAAAAAAGCCAAUCUUUUAGUAAGUAAGUGUAGAUAUUAAAGUGGCUAUGUAUAUUUUAAGAAACGUUUUCAGGGUAUUUUAUUUACAUUGAAGUAGUAAAAAUUCAAAAAGUAUUAUCUUUGUUACUUGUGUAUGCUUUCUGGCAUGCUUUCAUAUUCGAGCAAUUGUUACCUCAAUCAGUAAAGUGUUUUGGCUAAUAGCUUGCUCUGUUCCUCUGAAUAUAUGACAAUAGCCCAAAUCUGUGUUAACGCUAUU